Messenger RNA from Thalassophryne amazonica, 5524 nucleotides. It is a transcript of the gene kcnma1a, whose product is annotated as potassium large conductance calcium-activated channel, subfamily M, alpha member 1a. Gene Ontology annotation, biological process: transmembrane transport; potassium ion transport. NCBI's taxonomy places the organism in Eukaryota, Metazoa, Chordata, Actinopteri, Batrachoidiformes, Batrachoididae. Bases 101 to 4024 code for a protein of 1307 amino acids. Gene Ontology annotation, molecular function: large conductance calcium-activated potassium channel activity. The transcript is spliced from 34 exons. The record is from RefSeq and is a predicted model, not a curated record. Gene Ontology annotation, cellular component: postsynaptic membrane.
AGGUGUUUUUUCUCUCUCUUUUUAUUUAUUUAUUUUUUUAAGGCGAUAUGGCUGGUGAGUGGGGCUGGGGGCGCUGGCACAGGCUCUCCACGGCUCCUAAAUGCUAGCUGAGGCAGAUGGCACCGUCCCCCAUGGAAGCGACAGCUCUAUGAGGACAAACAACAUCAACAACAAUAUCAAAGCAGAGUCUUCAAUCUUAAUUUCCAAGAUGGAAGACCUCGUCAUCCCCUUCUCCUCCGAGGUACCCUGCGACAAUAAUGGACAGCGCAUGUGGUGGGCAUUCCUCGCCUCCUCCAUGGUGACGUUUUUCGGGGGUCUCUUCAUCAUCCUGCUGUGGAGGACCCUCAAGUAUCUGUGGACCGUUUGCUGCCAUUGCAACAGCAAAAACAAGGAGGCCCAGAAGGUGAACAACCCCACCAACAGCCAGGCAGAAGACAAGACGACCAAGGGUUCUGAUGAGAAAGAGGAGGCCCCGGCCAGUGAGGUGGGAUGGAUGACCUCGGUCAAAGACUGGGCUGGAGUCAUGAUCUCCGCUCAGACGCUCACUGGCAGAGUUCUGGUGGUGCUUGUCUUUGCACUUAGCAUUGGGGCCCUUGGAAUCUACUUUAUAGACUCGUCAGAUCCUAUAGAGUCCUGCAAGAACUUCAACAAAGAUUUCACAUUACAGAUCGACAUGGCCUUCAAUGUCUUCUUCCUUCUUUACUUUGGUCUGCGGUUUAUAGCAGCCAAUGAUAAGCUGUGGUUCUGGCUGGAGGUCAACUCAGUGGUCGACUUCUUCACCGUUCCUCCUGUGUUUGUCUCCGUCUACUUAAACAGAAGCUGGCUUGGUUUGAGAUUCCUGAGAGCACUGAGAUUGAUUCAGUUCUCAGAAAUCUUGCAGUUUUUGAACAUCUUGAAAACGAGCAAUUCCAUCAAGCUGGUGAACCUGUGUUCCAUCUUCAUAAGCACAUGGCUUACAGCUGCUGGAUUCAUACAUUUGGUGGAAAACUCAGGGGAUCCUUGGGAAAACUUCCAAAAUUUCCAGUACCUUUCCUAUUGGGAAUGUGUCUACUUACUGAUGGUGACUAUGUCCACAGUGGGCUACGGGGAUGUCUAUGCAAAAACUACCUUGGGCCGCUUGUUCAUGGUCUUCUUCAUCCUCGGUGGUUUGGCCAUGUUUGCCAGCUACGUCCCUGAAAUCAUAGAGUUAAUAGGAAACCGCAAGAAAUAUGGUGGUUCCUAUAGUGCGGUUAAUGGGAGAAAGCAUAUUGUGGUCUGUGGUCAUAUUACACUCGAAAGUGUCUCCAACUUCCUCAAAGACUUCCUACACAAGGACAGGGAUGAUGUCAAUGUAGAAAUUAUUUUUCUCCAUAAUAUUUCCCCUAAUCUUGAGCUGGAAGCCUUGUUCAAACGCCAUUUUACCCAAGUAGAGUUCUACCAGGGAUCUGUUCUCAACCCUCAUGAUCUGGCCCGUGUGAAGAUUGAAUCAGCAGAUGCCUGCUUAAUCCUUGCCAAUAAAUACUGUGCAGAUCCUGAUGCUGAAGAUGCCUCCAACAUCAUGAGGGUUAUUUCGAUCAAGAACUACCAUCCUAAGAUCAGAAUAAUCACACAGAUGUUACAAUAUCACAAUAAGGCCCAUCUGCUGAACAUUCCAAGCUGGAACUGGAAAGAGGGUGAUGAUGCUAUCUGCCUGGCAGAGCUGAAGGCAGGCUUCAUUGCCCAGAGCUGUCUGGCUCAGGGCCUGUCCACUAUGCUGGCCAAUCUUUUCUCCAUGAGGUCCUUCAUUGAGAUUGAGGAGGACACAUGGCAGAAGUAUUAUCUUGAAGGAGUGGCUAAUGAGAUGUACACGGAGUAUUUGUCCAGUGCCUUUGUGGGCCUCUCCUUCCCCACUGUCUGUGAGCUGUGUUACGUGAAGCUGAAGCUGUUGCUUAUUGCCAUUGAGUACAAAUCUGAGCAGAGGGAGAGCAGAAGCCGAAAGCGCAUCCUCAUCAACCCAGGCAACCAUGUCAAGAUGCAGGAGGGAACACUGGGAUUUUUUAUUGCCAGUGAUGCCAAAGAAGUAAAGAGAGCAUUUUUCUACUGUAAAGCUUGUCAUGAUGACAUCACUGACCCCAAACGGAUCAAAAAGUGUGGCUGCAAGCGACUGAUUUAUUCCAAGAUGUCCGUCUACAAACGAAUGAAACUGGCAUGUUGUUUUGAUUGCGGCUGUUCAGAGCGAGACUGCUCUUGCAUGUCAGGCAGUGUACAUAAUAACAUGGACACCCUUCAGAGGGCCUACCCACUUUCCUCUGUCUCUGUUCAUGAUUGCGCAACCACUUUACGUGCCUCCAAAUAUAAGUAUAAUGGAUAUGUCAGAUCACUUGAAGAUGAGCAUCCAUCAACGCUGUCACCCAAAAAAAAGCAGCGCAAUGGAGGGAUGCGGAACUCGCCCAACUGCUCGCCCAAAAUGAUGAGACACGACCCCCUCCUAAUUCCUGGAAAUGAACAAAUUCAGAACAUGGACAUGAACGUAAAGAGGUAUGACUCGACAGGGAUGUUUCACUGGUGCCCGUCAAAGGACAUCGAAAAAGUCAUUCUGACUCGGAGUGAAGCCUCCAUGACAGUGCUGAGUGGCCAUGUAGUGGUCUGUAUAUUUGGUGAUGUCACGUCAGCUUUAGUUGGGCUGCGAAACUUGGUGAUGCCUUUAAGAGCCAGCAACUUCCAUUACCAUGAGUUGAAGCCUAUAGUGUUUGUGGGCUCAUUGGAUUACCUGCGGAGAGAGUGGGAAACUUUACACAACUUUCCCAAAGUCUCCAUAUUACCUGGUACACCAUUAAGUCGGGCAGAUUUAAGGGCUGUCAACAUCAACCUCUGCGACAUGUGCGUAAUACUGUCAGCCAAUCAGAACAAUAUCGACGAUGCCUCACUGCAGGAUAAGGAAUGCAUCUUGGCAUCACUCAACAUCAAAUCUAUGCAGUUUGACGACAGCAUCGGCAUCUUACAGGCUAAUUCCCAAGGUUUCACACCUCCUGGAAUGGACAGGACAUCUCCGGACAGCAGUCCAGUGCAUGGCUUUGUGCGACAGGCUUCUGUCACCACGGGAUCCAACAUCCCCAUCAUAACAGAGCUAGCUAAACCUGGCAAACUGCUGCCGUUGGUUCCACUCAGUCAGGAAAAAAACAGUGGAACCAACAUACAAAUGAUAACAGAGCUGGUGAACGACUCGAACGUUCAGUUCCUGGACCAAGACGAUGAUGAUGACCCAGACACGGAGCUGUACCUCACUCAGCCGUUUGCCUGCGGCACCGCCUUCGCUGUCAGUGUGCUUGACUCUCUCAUGAGUGCGACGUACUUCAACGAUAACAUCCUCACGCUGAUUCGGACGCUGGUCACAGGAGGAGCCACGCCUGAGCUGGAGGCUCUGUUAGCGGAGGAGAAUGCUCUUAGAGGAGGCUACAGCACGCCGCAGACACUAGCCAACAGGGACAGGUGUCGCGUCGCCCAGCUAGCCCUCUACGACGGGCCUUUUGCAGACUUGGGGGAUGGCGGCUGCUACGGGGAUUUAUUCUGCAAAGCACUGAAGACAUACAACAUGCUGUGCUUUGGAAUCUACAGAUUAAGAGACGCUCACCUCAGUGUACCGAGCCAGUGUACAAAACGAUACGUGAUCACAAACCCACCAUAUGAGUUUGAGCUGGUGCCCACAGACCUGAUCUUCUGCUUAAUGCAGUUUGACCACAACGCGGGCCAGUCCCGGACCAGCUUGUCCCAUUCUUCCCACUCUUCCCAUUCCUCUAGCAAAAAGAGCUCCUCCGUCCACUCCAUCCCGCCCACCAACCGGCAGAACCGCAGCAGUAAGACACGGGAGGCCCGCGACAAACAGAAUGCAACAAGGAUGAAUAGAAUGGGCCAAGAAAAGAAAUGGUUUACAGAUGAAUCAGACAAUGCCUAUCCACGGAACAUUCAGAUCAAGCCCAUGAGCACUCACAUGGCCAACCAGGUCAAUCAAUACAAGUCCACUAGUAGUCUGAUUCCACCAAUCAGAGAAGUUGAAGAUGAAUGCUGAAUACCUGAUCCCAUGCUAACCCACCAGAACUCUGCACGCUCUUUCUACGGAGAUGACAUCACCAAUGGAAGAGCAACGAUGACAAAGAGUGUUGAAGCCAGAAGUUUUUUUCACUCGUUCUUCUAAACAGGAAACUGAAAUCGAACUGGAAGGGACCUCGUGUAUACCUUUAAUGUUACUUCCACUCUCUUGGACAUUAUUUUCUUUUUCUUACAUAGAGAUAUACAUAAUGACAGUCAAAUACAGAUUGUACAGCCCCUCCCCCUAGCACUUUUUGGAAUUAUUUUAAGAGUUGACAUGAGUACUUCCUGUAAUUCUUUGCAAUAGUUGACCUAGGUGUGACCAGACUCCAUGGAUAAGGUGACUGCUUAUUGGAGGAUGAGGGUUGCAGCUACAAACUGAUCAUUUCCUUGCCCAAAGAUCCACACAGAUGUGUCAUACCAAACCAGCUGGGCUUCUUAUCUCCUGUCUGCUUCUGUUCUAUUUGCACUAAAACUGAACACGUUACUUUCUACAGCACAACUGAAAUCACACGAUCCCUGACCCCCCGAACACGGUACAGCUGAGGAGACUGAGAAAGGGGCAGCUGCUUGGCUUCAGAGGUGUACUAACCUUGAUCUUACACAUCGUGUCGCCGCUUACGGUUUGCCAUGUCGCCGUUGACUAGCUGUGUAGAGUGCGAGCUUGCAGAACGAAAUCUUGCAAAACAACGGUCUAAAAGUGGUUUUGUCUUCUGCUCAGAUCAUAAAGCCUGUGACUCUGUUUCAAGCUCUUAUCGCACGAUACAUGCUUGAGCUCUCUGUAACACAUGCAACGUAGACCAUCUUCCCCUGAAUACGUGAGAAGGACUAAAACCACCUGCUCUGUCCCUCAUGUAUUAAGGAGUGUUUGCAGAGUGUAAAUGCUGCCACGUCUGUGUGGUGUCAUGCUGGUCAGUGCCGUCAUCUCCCGCCUCCUUUGACGUGUGUGAUCACGCACCUUUGAAGGAAAAGCAUGGGGGCAGUAGUCAUGCCUGAAGAAAGUUAGGCUACUGUGAUAGGUUUGGAUCUACUAACAAAACAUUGCACUAAAAGCUGAAACAAAUCCCAACUAUGAUUGAGCCAAGCUCAUAUGAACAGCAGCUGCAUGCCCACACUUAACUCUUCGCUGUGAAACCUGCGACUGAAUUGGGAUCAAAAUAAGAGCGAUGCAUUAUGCAUUUGCACAGCUCAUAUCUGAUGAAGGCAAUGCCACAUAGCGCAUAAAAGUGGGCAACAAUGGGUCCUCCUUUGAUUGGAGCUACUGCCUGGCACAGGGUUGGCACCGAGGCAGUAAAGAGCUUGGAUGUUCUCUGGUGCCAAUCCAGAUGUCACACACCUCAAACAUAGUUGGGUUGAAAUGCAACUGUGCAAACAGAGUGCAAUCUUAAUGCUAGCAUGCAUCUUGAGUGUAUAGUUUGCACGUGCUAAGGUACUCACAAGAUCCAAAUCCAGCUGUGGUGCUACAAAAGGGUUCAGGAGG